AUGGUCCACAAACACCUCCAAGACUCACAUGAAUCACUCACGCUAUAUGCCAGAUACGAGUUUCUGAAAAGGAAUCCAGUUUCAGAAGCUCAUCGAAAUUUUUGUGAAAUGCUGACGUCGGAAAAAGGGGACAAUGCUUCUAAUACCCUGACAAACUGCAGACCGGUUUACACAACUGCAAUAAUGUUCUAUGGAACGUGUGUUGAAAAACCUGAAGAAGUCAAUCCAGAAGAAGAUUCAGAUACUGAUUCAGAAGAUUUGAAUCCUCCUAAAGAACAAUUCAAAGUGAAUUUUCAUAAGAAAGAUUUGAGCAAAUUCUACGAGAAAUUUUAUGAAGAGAAACACAAAACUGAAUCAAUAAAAAAUGUUAUUGCUGCUUCUGGAGCUCUAGAACGAUUGUAUCUCCGAACUUUGAAUGGAAAUUUCCUUGAAUAUGUCAAGAAGUCAAAAUUUCCAAUAAGUCACUUACGCACCACCAGAGCAUAUGGGAAGGUUAAACUUCAAUUUCACGACAAGGGAAAGAAGAAAAUUCAGAAUUUGGAAUACUGGAGAUGUGACAAAUACAGAACACUCAUUUGGAGAAACUAUCAUGCCAGAUUAGAUGGUUCGAGAAGAUUCCAGCAAUUUGCUGCACGCAAUGUAUUUCAAAUGACUCGCUGUACUCCAUUGGAUGAAAUUGAAUUCAAAACCGAACCGUAUAGUUCCUGGAACGUUGCUUUUGAGCCAUUUGACAAGUUCUACUAUAUCCUAGCGGAUUGUUUCUUAAAAUCGCUCGUUCUUAAAAUGAAUGCUAAGAAAUUUUCAAUGGAUAUCACAUGGUUUAAAUCCACCCCUCAAGAUAAUAAUCCAAAAAAAGAGCCGUUGUUGGUUUUGUUAAAUCUUAUGAAACCAGAAGCCAUAGAGCACAUAAAGCUCCGAAAAUGGGAUGACUGGCAUAUACGAGAAAAUAGAAAGACAAGGAUAAUGAGAAAUUUUUCGCGGAAGGUUCGACAAUUGGAACAAUGGAGAAUGACUCGAAAACUUGAUAUUCUGGAUAAGAAUAUACAAGUUUUGCCGGAAGACUAUAUUGUUGGAAGCCAAGCGGAGACAAUUCGAGUGGGGUUGAAAGAAAAAGAUGUGUAUGAGCUUUGCGAAUUGGUCCGCCAACGUCGAUUUCCGUUCUUCUUAACAAUGACAGUAAACGGUGACUUUGAUUACUUGAAAGCUGUGGGCUUGUUGGCUGUAAAAAGAGACAUAAAACGAGUACCUCCAUUCGAAGUGAAUGAGAAUUUGGUCAAGGUUUCAUAUCGAUUGGGAAAUUUCCAAGACCGCAAAUCUCUUGAGUUCUUUAUGGAUUUCGAUAAUGCCGAAUGGGAGGGAAAGAAAGAGAAUAAGAUAUUCUUCCACAUCAAAGAUACGACUGAUGAAAAGACGAAAAACUAA
Messenger RNA from Caenorhabditis briggsae, 1422 nucleotides. NCBI's taxonomy places the organism in Eukaryota, Metazoa, Nematoda, Chromadorea, Rhabditida, Rhabditidae. The transcript has 4 exons. The coding region runs from base 1 to 1422 and encodes 473 amino acids. The record is from RefSeq and is a predicted model, not a curated record.